Messenger RNA from Rhipicephalus microplus (southern cattle tick), 808 nucleotides. RefSeq lists its product as uncharacterized. The record is from RefSeq and is a predicted model, not a curated record. Gene Ontology annotation, molecular function: C-C chemokine binding. Lineage: Eukaryota; Metazoa; Arthropoda; Arachnida; Ixodida; Ixodidae. Gene Ontology annotation, biological process: negative regulation of chemokine activity.
UCUGUAGAAUAUAUAGCCACGGCCUUUAGCAGUUUUGUACGUUCUUUUCCCAAUAGUUACGUACGAAAGGGGGCAAUGAAUGUGUGGUGGUGUUUGUUUCUUCUGAUUGCAGUAGCAUCCUCGCAGGGAAAAGCUUCAAAUGGUGCCUCGAAGGAUCCUCCUCCACCUCCUGCACCUGGAUGCGGUGAAGUGAAUGGGCAAGGUGGAGCCACGAACUCUUCGACGUCAAGCACAGCUACGGCCCCACCAUCAACGUCUACUACAUCGUCAACCAUGACCACACCGUCAACCACGACCACUACGUCUCCGUCAACCUCGACCACACCCACAACCACGACCACAUUGUCGACGACCACCACGCGAGAUGCUCGUCAAGGUGGCAAUGAAAGAUUUGCCGUUAUUGUCAACAAACGUGGCUGUAUCCGAAGAGUUCUUUCAUCUUAUGGGAGUUUGUACCCUGCUAGUUGUCUAGUGCGAUGUCCCUUGUACGACAAAAUAAUGCCUGACGGGAGGACCUGUUUGAAGGUAAUUAGGAAUCAACUUCAGGAGCGCCGAAGCGUUGCGAAAUUGAGGUGUUGGAAAGGAUACUGCCGCGACGGCGUGUGCGUUACUACGCAUUUCUCUCAGCAGUGUGAAGUACCGAAAAACAGAACCUUUACUCGACGUCCAGAUCUCCUUGCCGAAUAAAUGUUUCGCCUGAAGAUGCUGGGUCAGAUAUAAACCACGAAGUGGCAACUGCUUGGUGCCAGUGAGCACUUCUGGGAAAUGAUUGUAUGUAUGUCCACAGAGAAUAAACCCACCAGUAAAC